Poecile atricapillus (Black-capped chickadee) is the source of this 1524-nucleotide messenger RNA. Its product is annotated as methanethiol oxidase-like. The record is from RefSeq and is a predicted model, not a curated record. Lineage: Eukaryota; Metazoa; Chordata; Aves; Passeriformes; Paridae. The transcript is spliced from 10 exons. Bases 130 to 1362 code for a protein of 410 amino acids. Gene Ontology annotation, molecular function: selenium binding; protein binding.
CCGAGGGAGGAGGUCGCCUACGUGACCUGCACCUACAGGAGCACGGGCAUCGAGCAGCCCGAUUUCCUGGCCACCGUGGACCUCAACCCGCGCUCCUGCCACUACGGCCAGGUGAUCCAGCGCCUGCCCAUGCCCAACCUCAAGGACGAGCUGCACUGCGCGGGCUGGGGCCCCGCCUGCGGCUGCUUCGAGAGCGGCGCCGCGGCCAAAAGGACCAAGCUGGUCCUGCCCGGCCUCAUCUCCUCCCGCAUCUACGUGGUGGAUGUGGGCUCCCAGUGCCGGGCGCCUCGCAUCUGCAAGAUGAUCGAGCCCGUGGAUGUGUUCUGGAAGUGCAACAAGGGUUACCUGGCUACCACCCACGCCCUGCCCAACGGCGACAUCCUGAUCGCCAACAUGGGCGACCCCGCCGGCAACAGCAAAGGUGGUUUCGUGGUGCUGGACGGAGAGACCUUCGAGCUGAAGGGGAACUGGGAGAACGAGUGUGAGGUUCCCCAUAGCGGCUGCGACUUCUGGUACCAAGCCCGGCACAACGUCCUGGUCAGCUCGGCCGGGCUGGCGCCCAAAGUGGCCGGGAGAGGCUUCAGCCCCGACGACUUCAAGAAAGGGGUGUUCGGCCGCCGCCUGAACGUGUGGAACUUGUCGUGCCGCAGCCUGACGCAGUGCUUCGACCUGGGCGAGGAUUCUCUGCCGCUCAACGUGCGCUUCCUGCACAGCCCCGAGGCGGCCGAGGGCUACGUGGGCUGUGCCCUGAGCGGGGCCAUCUUCCGCCUCUAUAAACCCUGCGAGAGAGAGAACUGGGCAGUGGAGGAGGUGAUCCGGAUCCCGGCCAAGGACGUGUCGGGCUGGAUCAUGCCCAAGAUGCCCGCCUUCAUCGCCGACCUCAUCAUCAGCCCGGACGAUCGGUUCCUGUACGUGAGCAAUUGGCUGCACGGGGACAUCCGGCAGUACGAGCUGGCCAGGAACUGCAAGCCCCGGCUGGUGGGGCAGGUGUUCGUGGGGGGCAGCAUCCUGCGAGGGGGCCCCGUCAGCGUCUGCAGGGACGAGGAGCUCAAGUGCCAGCCCGAGCCACUGGUGGUGAAGUGCAAGCGCGUGUUCGGCGGCCCCGCCGCGCUGCAGCUGAGCCUGGACGGGAAGAGGCUCUACGUGACCAACUCCUUGUUCAGCACCUGGGACCGGCAGUUCUACCCCAGCCUGGUCAAGGAGGGCUCGGUGAUGCUGCAGCUGGACGUGGACACGGACAAGGGCGGGCUGGCGGUGAACAAGAACUUCCUGGUGGAUUUCGGCAAGGAGCAGCACGGGCCGUGCCUGGCGCACGAGAUUCGCUUCGCCGGCGGCGACUCCAAAUCCGAGAUCCUGCCCUGAGCGAGCCCCGGGAGCGCCGCCCGCCCCUCCCGGCAGCGCUGCCAGGCCCGGCCUCGGGGCUCCGGGGGGAUCCCGGGCGCUGGGGGGACCUGGAUGGGGCUUGGGGUGCGCUGGGGGAGGGUUGGGGUGCGCUGGGUGAGAGUUUGGAGUGUCCUGGGUGAG